Molecule: messenger RNA, 592 nt
Organism: Epinephelus lanceolatus (giant grouper)
Lineage: Eukaryota; Metazoa; Chordata; Actinopteri; Perciformes; Serranidae
Product: cobalamin binding intrinsic factor-like
Biological process (GO): cobalamin transport
Molecular function (GO): cobalamin binding
Source: RefSeq, a predicted model, not a curated record
UAAAACACAGGGGCUGUGGCAGCACAGUGACCUUCCAGUCAGGUAAGUCUCAGCCAUGAUGAAGAUGCCUGCUCUGCUCUCUGCUGCCCUGCUGCUGCUGCUGCUGCUGCUCCCUGGGAAUCUGACUGAAAUAAGUGAACCAGUUCCCAUUGAGGUGGUGGUGGAGAACAGCUUACUAGGCACCGCUCCUGAGACCUUCAGCACUCAUGUGGUGUACAGAGGGAUCCUGCUGGGUGCACUGAAGAGACUCAUGAGCUCCGAUGCAAACUUUAAGUUCACGUACACCGAGGAUCCAAACUACGGCCCGUACCUGGAGAGUGUGAACGGAGUGGCUGGAAACGAUAAAGACCAUACGUACUGGGAGCUGCUGGUCAGGACUCCAGAUGGCAAAAUCAUAAGACCUGAUGUUGGCAUUGGAUGCUACAUUCCCAGUGCGAAGGAGCAAAUCAUUCUGAGAUUUACAACGUGGUGAAGAUUCAGCAGCCACUGACCAUCGACAUGAGAUCAGAGCCAGUGUUGGAACUGACCGUGUAUUUCAUAAGUGGUCUGUGACACUACAUGCAUCCAUGUCUAAUGCUGAGUAAGAAAAAAC